AUGUCAGAGAAUGUUCAAAAGACAACAACCCAAAUUCGGGGUGAUCACAAAAAGUGGCAAUGCCACAAAAUGAUUGAUGAACCAGGCCGCGCCAGAUGCGUUGCCACUAUGAGCAUGAACGCCGACACAUGUACGCAUUGUGGACAGCGUCGCGGGAAGAACGCCGUUGCUCUAGCUCAGAACGAUGAUGUGUUGGGUAGCCUUGUUGACUUUGAGGCUGAUGGAACAGAGAAGUGGCACUAUAAUCUCAAAACACAACCCCAUCGACCUGCAAUCAUGUCUGGACCAACCACUACCGUCCGCAAAGACCACACCAAGUGGCAGUGCAACGAGAAAGCUGGAAACAACGACAAAGGUGAGCCCAUUGAGUGUCAAGAGGUCAUGAAGAUGAGCGAGCAAGUCUGUACGAAGUGCUGGUGUAUUCGCAGAGUCGGCGCAGUUGCGAUGACCGAGGAUGAGAUGUAUCUUGGUAUGCUUGUUUCCAUCACCAAGGGAAUCAAUGAGUGGUGGGAUUAUUUGCCAGAAAUGGAGGAGGAGGGUUGCGAGGAGCCCACUGAUACUGUGAUGGGGGGAAUGUGA
Messenger RNA from Fusarium fujikuroi IMI 58289, 579 nucleotides. RefSeq lists its product as uncharacterized. Bases 1 to 579 code for a protein of 192 amino acids. The record is from RefSeq and is a predicted model, not a curated record. Lineage: Eukaryota; Fungi; Ascomycota; Sordariomycetes; Hypocreales; Nectriaceae. The transcript is spliced from 2 exons.